GUAUCUCCGGCUGGAAUGCGGCUCCGCCGGCUCAGGCCACGCCCUGGGGCCCCUCGUCUGUCCUCCCCAGACGGGCGGUGCCAAUCUGCAGGCCGCGGCAACCGAGGGGAGAGACGCAGCCAGCCAGGGGCAGGGAUGGAAGACUGGGUUUACUGUCUCUUUCUUUUUUGUGCGGUGUUUUCUGCAAGGGUCCUUGGUUUUCCAGAUGGAAAAAUCAGCCCAGCUUGUGAUUCCAUGUUACCUAGUCAUGGUAACUCUGUUUCACAAACUACCUCAGCACCUUACAGGAUCUCCAUAUCCAGCACUUCAUUUGACCCAGGAAACAAGAUCACAGUGACUCUACAAGCAAUUGACAAUUCCAGUUUUAAAGGAUUUUUACUGCAGGCCCGAGCAGUCAGAGGAGAUGGUAUUGUUGGUACUUUUCAAAUCAUAGAUCCAAACACGCAAGGUAUUUUGUGUAACCAAAUUCAGAAUUCUGCAAUGAGUCACACAAAUCGCAACAGCAAGCAAAAUGUAACAGCAAUUUGGGUAGCACCACCAGGCACAGGAAAUGUACAAUUCAGAGCAACUGUUGUUCAGAGUUUGAGUAUUUUCUGGGCUGAUGUCAGAAGUCAAACUCUUGUGUCUUCCAGCUCCCCCGUUGACUCAACCUCUGGACGUGAAGGCUGUGGCACACAGAAGUUCUGUUUCAGCAGUCCCACUGGGUGUAGUCUGGAUGAUCCAAACUGUUAUUUCAUGUCUUCUGAGUCAUUAGGUGGUGAUGCUUUUAAAUUUAAAAUGAGCGGCUUUUCUGAUGGAUAUAUAGCCAUUGGGUUUUCUGAUGAUACACAAAUGGGGAAUGACGACAUUUAUAUCUGUGGUAAGAAUGCAACAGGACAAAUAGAAGUUCAACGUGCCUUUUCAACUGGACGAACUAUUCCCAACAUUUUGUCUCUGGGUGAUGUUCAGAGCAUAAUGACUUCCUUUAACAAUGGAAUCAUCAACUGCUCUUUCAUUACAAGAAAUCCCAUAUCGACUCAGUCAAAAGCUGCCAGCAAUCUGUACUUCAUAUUUCUGGCCCAGGGACCAUCAUCAGCUGGACAGAUACGGAAGCAUCUUAGGACACCUUUUAUCACUCCUCAGAAAGUGAACAUUUCAAGCUAUGAAGCAGUAGGUGGCACCAGUUCUACACCUUCUAUUAUUAAGGCUCACGGGGCCCUGAUGCUGAUUGCCUGGAUGACUACAGGAAGUAUAGGAAUGAUAUUUGCUAGGUAUUUGAAGAAUGCCAUCAGAAAAAGUCUCCUUGGCAAAGAUAUUUGGUUUCAGAUUCAUUUGUCUCUGAUGGUGAUAACCGUCGCAGAAACAAUAACUGCUUUCGUACUGGCCUUUGUAGCAGUAAUGGGAUGGACUAGUGAUGCAGAAGCCCAUGCUGUCAUCGGAUGCAUUGUCAUGAUUCUUUCUUUCUUUCAACCAGUGAUAGCUUUUUUUCGGCCUUCUCCUCAAAGUAAAAGCAGGAGAUUUAUUUUUAACUGGUUUCAUGCUCUAAAUGCUUUCAUCAUAAAGGUCCUGGCUGUUGCUGUCAUAUUUCUCGGACUGCAGAUGCUUGACCCCUCUCCCAGCCGAUGGAUGGUCAAAACAAUGGGAGGAUUUGUAGGUUGGGAGGCAUUAGUGUACAUAAUGCUUGAUGCAAAUGCUUGGUUGAAAAAGAAAGGUAAAGCGAAAUAUGAAGAUCCACAUAGGAAGAUAAAAAAUGAAAUGGUUCUAUUUUUAAUAUAUGCAUGUGGAAACCUGGCAUUUUUAAUAGCACUGCUUGUUGGAAUUGGAAAAUCCUAAAAUGGACGGAAUUUAUCUUGGAGGAAUGAAGAUUAUUCCUAUCUUGAGAUGCUUCUAGAGUAAAUACAAAGAAACAAUGAACACUGAAUAGAUGUUUUAGCAAGUUUUUAAUUUUGUUUUAUAAAUAUUUUAGGUUUUCUAAUUGACACAUUAUCAUUUUCUACACAAUAAUUGAGAAUAAUUUUUAUAAGUGAGAUUCCAUCAGCUACUUAUUGGAGAUGUUCUACACGGUAUAGUAUGAUGCAGAUAAUUAUUUCUGACAUAUGAAAGGUAAAAAGGCAACAUAUAAAUGCUAGGUGUUCAGUUGUUUCAUAUUACACUCCUUUCUAACCUUUGUCGAUGGUUUCCAUCUUUAACAAAAGAGGAUUUGUUUGUGUAGAGAAAAGAAAGUUGAGGACCUGAUUUUCAUAUGACUAAUUUAGACAGAGAACUGCACAGGCAAAUCUCUGUGCUCACCGGGAGUCCUGUUGACUUCAGGAUUUCAGUGAGGCUCAGUGCAGGCUCAGGGGUCCAUCUGCAAGGUUCUCAGUGCAAGGUCAGGGCCACAGAGUAUGUCUACACAGGAGCUGGAAGGUGUAAUUCCAGCUCAAGAAGAUAUACCCAUGCUGUCUCUGAUAGAGCUAGCACUCAAAAAAACAGAAGCGUCAUCAUGGCAGCACAAGCAGCAGGACAAGCUAGCCACACCGAAUACAUACGUAUGGUCUUUGACAGGAUCGUACUCAGGGCAGCUAGCCCAUGCCGCUCUCGUGCCACAGUGGCCAUACUUCUUUUUUUAGCAUGUUAGCUUAAUCAGAGCUAGCUUAGCUAUGUCUCCUUGACCUGGAAUUUAUACCUUCCAGCUCCUGUGCAGACAUAUUCCCAGACUACUGUAGGCUUCUGUUCCCAUUGAUGUCAACCAAAAAACUCCCUCUGACCUACAUGGUGCAGGAUCCGAUCUACAGUCAGUGCCUGGCCAUGUUCAUGCUUGUUCAGAUCGAAUGGGUAUUUCUAAUAUAAUUCCCUGUUUUCAAAUGCUAUAACUUUCUUUUUUAGUCUGAAAAUAGGAACACAAUGAAACUUUAAAAUUCAGCUAUGUUUUGAAAAUCUUAAAGGUCCCAGAACCCAUGGUGUACUCUAUAUAAGCUUCUUUUUUAUUAAUUAUAUUUGAUUGUAGUUUUUAUAAUGCAAUGUACAUAUGACAAAUAAUAAAGCAGGUCUCAAAACAGG
Messenger RNA from Chelonia mydas (Green sea turtle), 3018 nucleotides. RefSeq names its product putative ferric-chelate reductase 1. Lineage: Eukaryota; Metazoa; Chordata; Testudines; Cheloniidae. Bases 16 to 1812 code for a protein of 598 amino acids. The record is from RefSeq and is a predicted model, not a curated record. Gene Ontology annotation, molecular function: oxidoreductase activity, acting on metal ions. The transcript has 16 exons.